Messenger RNA from Cladophialophora psammophila CBS 110553, 855 nucleotides. RefSeq lists its product as uncharacterized. The transcript has 3 exons. The coding region runs from base 1 to 855 and encodes 284 amino acids. NCBI's taxonomy places the organism in Eukaryota, Fungi, Ascomycota, Eurotiomycetes, Chaetothyriales, Herpotrichiellaceae. The record is from RefSeq and is a predicted model, not a curated record.
AUGGGAAUGAGCAUGGACAAGGACGCGAACGCAACCAUGAGAAUCAGCAUGGGCAAGCACGCGGACAGGACGACGGGAGAGAUCAACGACAACCUGACCGAGCUCGCGGUCCUCGCACUCCAAAGCCUCAAUGACGCUUCGAGCUCGAACACUGAUGCAGUUGGGACGGGGAGUGCGGAAACUACCACUGGUGAAAACAUUCCCCGGCCGAUCCUUGUGCCAAGUGACAGCGAAGAGAAUCACGGUGCGAACCGCCGUGACAAUCACAACGAGAAUAACGACCCCAAAUCCCACCACGAGCCCACCGGAGAAACCACAGGAGAAACCGCAAACAAGAGCAAUGGGCAAUGUUACACCAUCACUACGGAGGGGGGACAAGAACGGUUGAUCAUUGUGCUGAGUGAUAGCGAGGAAGGUGAUGGUGAGAACCGCAAUGACAAUGACAACGAGAAUGACAACCCUGACAAUGGUGACGAGGCUGCCAGAGACACGCCUCGCGAACCUGCCGAUACGAGCGAUGGGCGGCAAAGCGACGCCGUUAUCGGCGGCUGCGGGAGAGUUGGGGGGGCCAUGAGGGAGCAGGCCACGAUGACGGCAUGCCAGCUGACCCUGGAGUUCAAGGCGCUGGAGGACGAAGUUGGAAUAGACAUCAUAACACGCCGGAGGGAGAGGGAAAGACAGGAGGACGCAGCAGAGGACGAGCAGGAACGGAGGAGGUCGUCGGAAGAACAGACCAGACUAUCCCGAUACUUCCAGCGGAAUCGGCGGCCGCUGGAGCAGCGAUGCCCUGCGCCUGACUAUAGAUAUGGGAUAGGAGGGGAGUUGGCAGGAGGUGGCCAUGGUUUGCAAACAUAA